Molecule: messenger RNA, 354 nt
Organism: Solanum dulcamara
Lineage: Eukaryota; Viridiplantae; Streptophyta; Magnoliopsida; Solanales; Solanaceae
Product: histone H2B.1-like
Exons: 1
Coding region: 1-354 (117 amino acids)
Biological process (GO): nucleosome assembly
Cellular component (GO): nucleosome
Molecular function (GO): DNA binding; structural constituent of chromatin; protein heterodimerization activity
Source: RefSeq, a predicted model, not a curated record
AUGGCACCAAAGGCAGGGAAGAAACCGGCAGAGAAGAAGCCAGUGGCUGAGAAGGCUCCUGCCACCGCCGAGAAAUCAAAGGCCGGCAAGAAGCUUCCUAAGGACGCUGCCGGAGACAAGAAGAAGAAGAUCGAGACUUACAAGAUCUACAUUUUCAAGGUGAUGAAGCAGGUUCAUCCAGAUAUAGGAAUCUCAAGCAAGGCUAUGGGUAUCAUGAACAGCUUCAUCAAUGAUAUCUUUGAGAAGCUUGCUCAGGACUCUUCUAGGCUUGCUAGGUACAAAAAAAAGGCCACCAUCACUUCUUGGGAGAUUCAAACUGUUGUUCGAUUGGUCCUUUUCGGUGAAUUGGCUUAG